This is a messenger RNA of Morone saxatilis (striped sea-bass), 494 nucleotides long. RefSeq names its product astacin-like metalloprotease toxin 1. Gene Ontology annotation, biological process: proteolysis. The transcript is spliced from 6 exons. Gene Ontology annotation, molecular function: metalloendopeptidase activity. NCBI's taxonomy places the organism in Eukaryota, Metazoa, Chordata, Actinopteri, Moronidae. The coding region runs from base 87 to 479 and encodes 130 amino acids. The record is from RefSeq and is a predicted model, not a curated record.
UGAGUCUCCACAGGAAUAAAUGAGGCAGCAGCUCACAGGUGAUCUUACUUAACGAGACUAACGAGGAGCUGGAAGCGUUGGAGACCAUGCUGCUGCUCGCUGUGCUGCUGUUUGUUCAGCUCCCUGAAGUCGACUCCAGUCCGAUACGGGAGGCCGAAGGAGCGCCUCUGGAGAACCAGUUUAGCAGGGUGGUGCAGUAUAUGAACUCAAACCCAGAGACUUUAGAAGAGCUGAUGACCGAUAACUACGCAUUGCUGGAAGGAGACAUUGUGCUGUCAAGUGACAGGAACGCAGUACAGAACAUAUGGCCAACGCCGGAGAUACCGUACACCAUCAGCUGGGAGUUGGUGAGUCGGACGGGGGACAUCCUCUCUGCUAUGGCAAUGGUAUCCCAACACACCUGUGUGUCCUUCCACAAGCGAACCUCUGAGACCAACUACCUGCUCUUCGAACCGAGCAACGGGUACGAAAAUAUUUAAUAUUUCAUAACGAAU